Pneumocystis carinii B80 is the source of this 891-nucleotide messenger RNA. RefSeq lists its product as hypothetical. NCBI's taxonomy places the organism in Eukaryota, Fungi, Ascomycota, Pneumocystomycetes, Pneumocystales, Pneumocystaceae. The transcript is spliced from 2 exons. The coding region runs from base 47 to 847 and encodes 266 amino acids. The record is from RefSeq and is a predicted model, not a curated record.
CUUAUAAAUCCUAUUCGACAAUUAAUAUUUAGAUUAAUAUAAAAAUAUGUCAGAACGAUUACCAGAAUCAUCAUCAAAAUCGCCCAAAACACCUACAUUUAAUUCACCUAAUGAAUACAUACUACCCAACAUUUUAUCACCACCCGAUACUCAUAUCAGUAUGCUCGAUUCCUGGAAGGAGCCAACACCAGCACAAAUUUCUACCAUGAGUCUUGAUGAAACCCGAAAAACACUACUUCAAGCUGUUAAACAUAUCGCUAUGCUUACACAGAUGCUGCGUUCGGAACGUGCCAACGUUGCACAUCACACAUUGCAACAUAAAUUAUUGGCACUUGAAAUCCAUGAAGCAUCUCAAAGAUAUUCCGUUGAAAUUAAUAUAAUUCGCCGAGAAGUGGACCGCCUAUUAUAUGAACUUGCACUCCCCUCAAAUACGUUUUUAACAUGUCAGCAAAACUACCAAAGCAUUAAACAAAAAUUACAAAAGACAUUGUCUUUGUUAGAACCGAAAAAAAACUCUACAAAAACCGUAUCGACUCCCACUUCAAAUAACGUCGCCCAUAUAAAGAAAGAUAAAGAAACCACACCAAAUCAACAAAAACAGGAGCAAAGUUCCCCUGAUAUAACUCAACAUAGUCUCAUGAGUCCUAUUACAUUUCAUUCACCACAAUCGAAACAACAUAAUAACCAUGAUAUUAUCAAAGAAGCCGAGAGUCAAUGGCUAUCUCAAAUGUCUUUAAAAAAGAAAUCAAAAAAAAAACAUUUAAAUAUAAAACGAAAAUAUAAACUCCGGCCUCGACAAUCCAUGCUUAUUAGUCCUAAUAUUUCGCCUCGUCUAAAAUGUUCAUGAAGUAAUUUUAACACUCGAAUAUUUGUUUAAUAUGAAGAUUUCUG